Fomitopsis serialis is the source of this 460-nucleotide messenger RNA. RefSeq lists its product as uncharacterized. Lineage: Eukaryota; Fungi; Basidiomycota; Agaricomycetes; Polyporales; Fomitopsidaceae. The record is from RefSeq and is a predicted model, not a curated record. The transcript has 3 exons. Bases 33 to 326 code for a protein of 97 amino acids.
GUGAUUUUGAACGUCGUUGACAUCCUCACCGGAUGUCGGUCCUCACGCCCAUGAUCUAUUCCCUAUCAGUCCUCUUCUUUUGGCGUAUAUUGCUCAACCUCAGAGAAGCGGCACACACCUCCGGAGCUUCGGAUACGUCCUCAGGGUUCUUGGACGCGCCUUCACCCAACACGACCUUGCCUUUGGUUAGCGCGAACAACGCGGCAGACGACACUAUGCAAAUGAUGAGACUCGACAUUCGACUAGCCCACAACCUUACUGAUGACGACAGAGAGGAGCUGGGAUUGUCUAGUCGCGGUUGCGAGACCAACCGGGGUGUUGUUUGAAGUCGACAUCGGUGCGGGUGUCAGGGUGUAUCUUCUCGUAUCACUAACACUCCUACUACUUAUGCUGCUACGUGACACUUCGAGCCAAUACUCUGUACAUACUAUUGCUUACACUGUUGUCGGUUCUGUUGCAC